AUGCUGAACUUAACGCUGCCCUGGAAACGCAGCGCCGCCGAGGCCGACGAACCGUCGGAACAGCCUUCCAGGCGGCGUCCCACCAGAAACGCGGCCAGCCGCAGUCGUCGGCUGGGCACGAGCGACGCCGACAUCGCGCAGGCAGCGCGCAACCGGCGCCGGCUGGAUUCACGCCGGCAACGGAUUGCAAUUGUUGUCGGAGCCGUGCUGAUACUGGUGAUCGUCGGCGUGGUGCUGGCCGGCGUGUUUCAGCAGUUUAUCCUCCCGCCGCGGGUAAUGGCCGGAGAGGUCAGGAACGAACAAUUCAGCAUGGGUGACCUGGUCGAGCGGAUCCGCGUGCUGCAGGGGAUCAACCGCUACCAGGGUGGACAGGUGGAUUUCAGCCGGAUACCGUUCCAAUUGCUGACGGACUUGCUGCACGCCGAGAUAUUGCGCCAGGCGGCGCCCGGUCUUGGCAUAGAGAUCACCGACGAACAGAUUGACGAUGCGAUCAAGGGCCAAUUCCGGCCGGAACCGGAGCCGGGGCAGGACGUAAGCGACGCCCAAUUGGACGCCGAGUUCGACAACACCUACACGAAUUUCCUGACCCAGGUCAACCUGACAAACGACACCUACCACCGGAUCAUGGAAGAGCGGCUACACCAGAGCUCGUUGUUCGGCAUCAUGCUGGCGAACUUACCGGAGGAGGCGCCGCAGGUAGAGAUCCAAGCCGUUACGCUCAGCCUGAACUCCACCGCAUCUCCCGAAGGGGUACGCGAGCGGUUGGUGCUGGGUCAGGAUUUCGCGUCCGUUGCCCGAGAGAUUUCCGGCUCGGAUGGAUACAUCGGUUGGGUGCCUGAAGGAGCGUUCCCGGAGUUUGACCGCUACCUGUUCGGCGAGACCGACAUAGCCGAAGACGGGAGCGAAACACGCAAACCUGCCACGCUGGAACUUGGCGAAAUAUCCCCUCCCAUCUACGUGGACGAGUCGAUCUUCAUCAUCCAGGCCAUCGGUGGGCCGGAAACGCAGGAGGUCGAUUCCCGAAUGCUGUUCCAAAUGGCCAGCGCGCUGGUCGAGAAAUGGAAGGACGACCAGUUGCAACGCGGGUCCGAAGACGGGUGGGUAAAGAUCAACUUUGAUAGCAACCGGUACGCUUGGGUGACUGACCAGGUUCGUUUGACACGACCGCGGGUCACUCCCCAACCGCAGCAGUAG
Messenger RNA from Geodia barretti, 1194 nucleotides. Lineage: Eukaryota; Metazoa; Porifera; Demospongiae; Tetractinellida; Geodiidae. The record is from the annotation of a GenBank genome assembly.